AUGGCGGUGAACCAGCACCACACAGAUGACCGCCGCGUCAUCGUCCCGCCAGGCGAGAGUAUUCUGAUGCGCUACGAAGACGUGGAACUCUCCUUCUCCAACGUGUCUGACCCGUCCAACCUCUUCAAGGGCUCCAGAAAGGGAGUGCUGUUCCUCACCCAGUACCGGGUAACUAACUGGGGCCGCCCGGGGCCUUUUCCUUGGGCGCCCCUCGCCUCCCUUGGGUCUAGAGCUGCAGCCUGGGCCAGCGGCAGGGCAGGGCCAGUGAUCUUCCUUGCCUCGCACCCUGCAAAGGACUCCCUCAUGUCCUUCAUGAUGCCGUUCAAUCUAAUGAGGGACUAUUCGGUGGAGCAGCCCACCUUUGGUGCCAACUACCUCAAAGGAAGCAUCUCUGCUGCACCAGACGGGGGCUGGGAAGGACAGGCCACCUUCAAACUGAUCUUCCGGAGCGGAGGCGCCUUUGAGUUUGGUCGGCUGAUGACGCAAUGCGCCACCAAUGCUGCCAAAGGGCUCCCACCCCCAGUGAUGUUCCUGGGCUUCGGCCCCCAGGCCCACCUUGUCCUCGCUGUGAACCACCGAGCGCCCCCGUCGGGCCACACCCAGGUCAUUUACGUGAUGCCCAACAGCUCCUCCUACAUGCCAUCCCCCUCAGGGUAUCAGAUCGCUGCGACCUCGGUCCCUGGCUAUGGGGUUCUUCCCCCUGGAUACGUACCCCCUCCUCCUGGAUACGGACCCCCUCCCCCUGGAUACGGACCCCCUCCUCCUGGAUACGGACCCCCGCCCCCGGGAUUCGUGCCCCCACCCCCUGGAUACGGACCCCCACCUCCUGGAUACGGACCCCCUCCCCCGGGAUUCGUGCCCCCUCCCCCU
This is a messenger RNA of Dromiciops gliroides (monito del monte), 870 nucleotides long. RefSeq names its product WBP2 N-terminal like (gene WBP2NL). The annotation marks the transcript as partial. Gene Ontology annotation, biological process: positive regulation of DNA-templated transcription. NCBI's taxonomy places the organism in Eukaryota, Metazoa, Chordata, Mammalia, Microbiotheria, Microbiotheriidae. The record is from RefSeq and is a predicted model, not a curated record. The transcript is spliced from 6 exons. Gene Ontology annotation, cellular component: nucleus. Gene Ontology annotation, molecular function: transcription coactivator activity; chromatin DNA binding.